CAUAUGAGGGCAUGAAUGAAGCUGAAGGACUCAUUCCUUGCUUCUCAUAGUCAACAGAGGAAGAGCUCAGGUUGGCUUGAAAGCAGGAAGAGAUUGCCUGUCUUCCAGCCAAAUCCAGCCUCCAAAAUGAUCCACGUUCUCUUGGUAACUAUAUGCUUAGCAGUCUUUCCUUAUCAAGGGAGCUCUAUAAUCCUGGAAUCUGGGAACGUGGAUGAUUAUGAAGUCGUGUAUCCACGAAAAGUCACUGCAUUGCCCAAAGGAGCCGUUCAGCCAAAGUAUGAAGACGCCAUGCAAUAUGAAUUUAAAGUGAAUGGAGAGGCAGUGGUCCUUCACCUGGAAAAAAAUAAAGGACUUUUUUCAGAAGAUUACAGCGAGACUCAUUAUUCCCCUGAUGGCAGAGAAAUUACAACAUACCCCUCGGUUGAGGAUCACUGCUAUUAUCAUGGACGCAUCCACAAUGACGCUGACUCAACUGCAAGCAUCAGUGCAUGCGAUGGUUUGAAAGGAUAUUUCAAGCUUCAAGGGGAGACGUACCUUAUUGAACCCUUGGAGCUUUCCGACAGUGAAGCCCAUGCAGUCUUCAAAUACGAAAAUGUAGAAAAAGAGGAUGAGGCCCCCAAAAUGUGUGGGGUAACCCAGAAUUGGGAAUCAGAUGAGUCCAUCAAAAAGGCCUCUCAGUUAUAUCUUACUCCUGAACAACAAAGAUUCCCCCAAAGAUACAUUAAGCUUGCAAUAGUUGUGGACCAUGGAAUGUACACCAAAUACAGUAGCAAUUUUAAAAAGAUAAGAAAAAGGGUACAUCAAAUGGUCAGCAAUAUAAAUGAGAUGUGCAGACCUCUGAAUAUUGCUAUAACACUGGCUCUCCUAGACGUUUGGUCCGAAAAAGAUUUCAUUACCGUGCAGGCAGACGCGCCUACUACUGCGGGCUUAUUUGGAGACUGGAGAGAGAGAGUCUUGCUGAAGAAGAAAAAUCAUGAUCAUGCUCAGUUACUCACGGACACUAACUUCGCUAGAAACACUAUAGGAUGGGCUUACGUGGGCCGCAUGUGCGAUGAAAAGUAUUCUGUAGCAGUUGUUAAGGAUCAUAGCUCAAAGGUUUUUAUGGUUGCAGUUACAAUGACCCAUGAGCUCGGUCAUAAUCUGGGCAUGGAACACGAUGAUAAAGAUAAGUGUAAAUGUGACACAUGCAUUAUGUCUGCCGUGAUAAGCGAUAAACAAUCCAAACUGUUCAGCGAUUGUAGUAAGGAUUAUUACCAGACGUUUCUUACUAAUGAUAACCCACAAUGCAUUCUCAAUGCACCCUUGAGAACAGAUACUGUUUCAACUCCAGUUUCUGGAAAUGAAUUUUUGGAGGCGGGAGAAGAAUGUGACUGUGGCUCUCCUGAAAAUCCGUGCUGCGAUGCUGCAACCUGUAAACUGAGACCAGGGGCGCAGUGUGCAGAAGGACUGUGUUGUGACCAGUGCAGAUUUAAGAAAAAAAGAACAAUAUGCCGGAGAGCAAGGGGUGAUAACCCGGAUGACCGCUGCACUGGCCAAUCUGCUGACUGUCCCAGAAAUGGCCUCUAUGGCUAAACAACAAUGGAGAUAGAAUGGUCUGCAGCAACAGGCAGUGUGUUGUUGUGACUACAGCCUACUAAUCAACUUCUGGCUUCUCUCAGAUUUGAUUUUGGAGAUCCUUCUUCCAAAAGGUUCAACUUCCCUCAAGUCCAAAGAGAUCCAUCUGUCUUUAUCCUACUAGUAAACUACUCUUGGCUUCCAGAUGGCAUCCAAAUUCCGCAAUAUUUCUUCUCCAUAUUUAAUCUGUUUACCUCUUGCUGUAAUCAAACCUUUUUCCCACCACAAAGCUCCAUGGGCAUGUACAACACCAAGAGCUUUUUUGCUGUCAAGAAAAAAAAAUGGCCAUUUUACAUUUGCCAAUUGCAAAGUACAUUUAAUGCAACAAGUUCUGCCUUUAGAGCUGGUGUAUUCGAAGUCAAUGCUUCCUCUCCCAAAAUUUCAUGCUGGCUUUCCAAGAUGUAACUGCUUCCAUCAAUAAACUCACUAUUCUCAUUCUG
Molecule: messenger RNA, 2054 nt
Organism: Protobothrops mucrosquamatus (brown spotted pit viper)
Lineage: Eukaryota; Metazoa; Chordata; Lepidosauria; Squamata; Viperidae
Product: zinc metalloproteinase/disintegrin
Exons: 15
Coding region: 16-1572 (518 amino acids)
Biological process (GO): proteolysis
Cellular component (GO): plasma membrane
Molecular function (GO): metalloendopeptidase activity
Source: RefSeq, a predicted model, not a curated record